Messenger RNA from Linum trigynum, 1574 nucleotides. The record is from the annotation of a GenBank genome assembly. Lineage: Eukaryota; Viridiplantae; Streptophyta; Magnoliopsida; Malpighiales; Linaceae.
CGCUUGUCUCCAUGCGGUACGAUUUUCCCCUUCCGACAAAGAAUAAAGAUAAUAAUUACUAAUAAUAAUCAAAACUCCUUUACCAACACCAAUACCAAACGUGCGGCCCACAUCUUGCUUCCCGGUAAACGGUGUCGUUUUCAGUGCCGCGGUUCCGUUGAGCCUCCUUGCGGUACCGUUUUAACUCUCCGCGGUGCCGCUUGUCUCCAUGCGGUACCGCUCCUCCCCUUCCCACAAGGAAUAAUAAUAAUAAUAAUAACUCCUUUUCCAACACCAAUACUACGCGCGCGGCCCCAUCCUGUUUUUUAGUAAACAGUGUCGUUUUCGGUGUUGUGGUACCAGUGAGCUUCUUUGCGGUUCCGUUUUUCUGUUUCGCGAUACCGUUUUAACUCUCCGCGACGCCGCUCAACUCCAAACGUCACCGUUUUUUACCCGCGGUAUCGAAUUAAAUGCCGAGACUAAUUAAUGCGACAUUUAAUUCAGACCAAAUUAAUUUUAGGUGUCAACACCUCCCCGCCACCACACCCCCAACCCGAUUCGAGAUAUUGGAUUAGUGAAAUUUGAAAGAAGAGGGAGAAAAAGAGGGGAGCCUCUCGAGACCAUGGCUGCCGCUGACCUUACCAUCUCCGCACCCACACUCGCCGCUUCGAUUUUUAAUUUCCUCAACGAGAUCGGGAACAAGGGAGAGAAGGAGGGGAAUGGGGCUUGUAAUUGGGCGAUGUUGGCGAUGACGAAUCCAAUCUUGUCUCAGGAGAUUGCCCUCUUUAUUAGCUUGGAUGUCAUCAAAUCCAAUCUUGGUAGGGUAUUUUCCAUAGUUCCGCCUUCCAUGGUCAAAGCUUGCGGCAGUGUUAAGUAGGUGAAUCUCUUCAAUUGGCGAUUGGGUGCACGAAUUGAGAGAGACGGAGAUGAAGAAUGAGAUGGCGAUGAUUACGAAUGGCGAGGAGAAGGGGGAAUGGCGGCGAGGGAGCUGGAGGAGGUGGCGGCGUUCGAUGAGAGGCAGCGGGGAGGAGAGGAGAGCGAAAGCGGCGAGGAAGAGGAGGACGGAGGCGGGCAGAGCCGAGAUCAACGGGAAGAGAUAGUGGCCGCUGCGGCGGGGCAGUUGUAGUGAUGAUGGCCGCCGUUCUUCUUCUUCUUCAUUUCCGAUUGUGAAAAUUGCAGAGGAAGUCGACUGCGUUUGUAGUUUUCCGGGUCUCUCUGGUUACCGCCGGUCAGUGUAAGGUGGGCGAGAAGGGGAGAGGUCGGAGAAGACGACGGAGAUGGGUUUUUAUUUUUUAUUUUUGUAAUUUUCUUUUUUUAUAUGAAAAAUAAUUAUAAAUUAAUAUUAUAAAUUCCACUUCAGAUGCCACAUCAGCGCUUACUGGAUUUUCUGUUAAAAACUAACGGUCAACGCCGGUCAACUCUAACGGAGAAAUAGUUUAGGACACAAUUGUCAUAUCGAAUACUUUAGGACACAAAUACACAAAAUUAAUAGUUCGGGUUUUCUAGUGGUAGUAGCCCUAAAUAAUAAUCAGAAAUUGUUGGGGAUUGAUUUAUGUAUUGCCUAAGCUAAGGUUUAAUAAAACAUUGGUUUCAUC